This is a messenger RNA of Trichophyton benhamiae CBS 112371, 363 nucleotides long. RefSeq lists its product as uncharacterized. The record is from RefSeq and is a predicted model, not a curated record. Lineage: Eukaryota; Fungi; Ascomycota; Eurotiomycetes; Onygenales; Arthrodermataceae. The transcript has a single exon. The coding region runs from base 1 to 363 and encodes 120 amino acids.
AUGUAUAUAGAUAGAGUAACUACGCCAGCUAUGGAAGAUACAUACGCAACUAGACGCCCGCUGCCUGCAUACCAGAGUCCACCAAAGGGCCCCCUGAGGAAGAAGAUCCUGAAGAAAGCCUUGAAGAAAGACGAAGAAGAAGAAAAGAAGGCAAGAAGGCAAGAGAGAGAGAAAAAAAAAAAAAAGGGGCAAGCUUGUUGCUUUUUCCUUCUCUUGUCUCUUGCCGGUCCUUCUGCUCGGUUCUGUUCUCCGGUCCGCGAUGCAGAUGCUCAUGCUGAUGCUGAUAACAGUGUGCCGAUACCAUCCAUGUCCCAACGCAACGCCCCUAUUCAAGACCAAAGACCAAGACCAAGAUGGAAGUAG